This is a messenger RNA of Strongylocentrotus purpuratus (purple sea urchin), 1002 nucleotides long. Its product is annotated as deleted in malignant brain tumors 1 protein. The transcript has 5 exons. The record is from RefSeq and is a predicted model, not a curated record. Lineage: Eukaryota; Metazoa; Echinodermata; Echinoidea; Camarodonta; Strongylocentrotidae. Bases 1 to 1002 code for a protein of 333 amino acids. Gene Ontology annotation, cellular component: membrane.
AUGACAGCGAUAGAGUUGAAACUGGUUCUAUGCUGUCUUCUUUGCCUCUUCUCCGUUUCAUCAGCGAUACGUCAACAUGAAGUGCGGUUUGUGGAAAAGGGAUCGACCCACUAUCCAUAUGCCGGCCGUGUAGACGUGUUUAUUGAUGGCGCAUGGGGGACCAUUUGUGCUUCUGACUGGGACAUGAACGAUGCUGAGGUGGUCUGCCGGGAGUUAGGCUAUGGCUACCCCUACGGUAUCGAGGUCGUUGGUGAUCCACCUGCUGGAACCGGUACCAAGUGCUUGUCUAGGGUAAAGUGUUACGGCCAUGAAGAUCUGCUCUCAGAAUGCGAAGUAUACCCGACAACGCGAACAAGUAGUACAAAUGACAAGGGCAUAGUCUGCUAUCCUCCCCCAAAACAUGAAGUGCGGUUUAUGGAAAAGGGAUCGAGCCACUAUCCAUAUGCCGGCCGCGUAGACGUGUAUAUUGAUGGCGCAUGGGGGACCAUUUGUGCUUCUGACUGGGACAUGAACGAUGCUGAGGUGGUCUGCCGGGAGAUAGGCUUAGGCUACCCCUACGGUAUCACGGUCGUUGGUGGUCCACCUGCUGGAGCCGGUGCCAAGUGCUUGUCUAGGGUAAAGUGUUACGGCCAUGAAGAUCUGCUCUCAGAAUGCGAAGUAUACCCGGUUACGCGAACAAGUAGUACAAAUGACAAGGGCAUAGUCUGCUAUCCUCCCCCAAGUGAUGCGGGUUUGCAGCUCAAAUACGGACCUGAUCAGUAUUCAGGCUAUGUAGAGGUCAAGCUGGCAAGUGGCAGUUGGAGUCCACUGUAUAUUUAUUAUGAUGGUUGGGAUUUGUCUCUGUAUCAGUAUAUCUCGAACAUCUGUCGUCAGCUUGGAUUCGGGGAGCUCAACUUCUGGGAUAGUUUUGAAUAUAGCAGCACGUACAAUGAUAUUGGUGCUUUCGUAGAUGAAUCCAUCCCGGAAGCUGGAAAACAAACUCACAUUGGUACUGAUUUCUAA